UGAAGUGUGGAGGCAGAUCUCCUACAGCUCAACCAGGAUGAAAUUCAGAAUGAAUGUUCUGUUCUUUUGCUUCUUCUCAGCUCUGUGUGGUGGAAACACUCAGCUCGUCAGCCCUAAAGUCUACAUCUUCACAGGAGCAGAAGGAGCAACCGGUUCACUGAACUGCUCCCCGUAUCUGACCGGAAACACCAAGUUCUUCUGCAAGAACACAUGUGCAGCAGAAGAUAUUCUCAUUAAAACAGAAGAUGUCAGCGCUCAGAACGGCAGAUACAGCAUUGCAUACAAAACUGAAUCUUCUGUAAAAGGAACUCUGACGGUGACCAUCAGGGAUCUGACCCGGUCUGACGCGGGCCGGUACAGGUGCGGCUUGGGCCAAACAUUGGCUCCAGAUUCCUAUUCAGACUUCGAGGUCAGAGUUUCAGAAGAACCGUUCUUGGAUAGAAACGGUUUAAUCAUGACGGCCAUCGGAGGAGAAGACAUCACAUACUACUGCAGCGGAGCCGUCUACGGGAGAUACAAGUUCUUCUGUAAAGACAAAUGUCAAAAAGAGGAAGACGUGCUGGUUGAAACAGAUGAAAACAAGGCUUGGCGUGGCAGAUACGUCAUUGAAUACACAGAAGGACUUGGAUUGAUGGUGACCAUCAGAGAGGCGACCACGUCAGACACCGGAGGCUACAAGUGUGGCUACGGCAGAGCGCUGUCUCCAGAUUCAUACGUCACGUUUCCAAUUAUUGUCAUAGAUGACGUCUCCUCCACACCGCAGGACUUCCUGCCGCUGGCUGUGUGUCUUCCCUUGGUUCUGGUGAUGGUGGCUGUUUUUCUGCCUCUCCUCUACAGAUGGAAAACAAGGAGCAGCUGUGGUUUUAACACCAGAGGAACUGCAGACGACGUUCGCAUGGAGGCACCUGUCACCUAUGAGAACUGUCCUUCAGACGCCCUCUACCUGAGCCUGGAUCCAGCCAGCAGGGACCAGGACCAAGUCUACUCACAUUUGAAGACUGCUAACAGACGCUAAUGCCUGCAUUUAUAUGUGGAUUUUGCAGCUUAUAAAGUCUGAAAUGGUUCCAUUUAAAUAAUUUUAUUGUUGACAGAUAUUAUCCAUAAACAUGAUGGAUUGAAGGUUUUAUUAUCUCUG
This is a messenger RNA of Centropristis striata (black sea bass), 1135 nucleotides long. RefSeq names its product polymeric immunoglobulin receptor-like. The transcript has 5 exons. The record is from RefSeq and is a predicted model, not a curated record. The coding region runs from base 38 to 1015 and encodes 325 amino acids. Lineage: Eukaryota; Metazoa; Chordata; Actinopteri; Perciformes; Serranidae.